UUAGCAUCUCGCAGAGCUGUCAGUGGAGCAGCCCAGUGAUACCGACAAACAGGGAAAGCCCUCAGACUGUAAGUACAGUGUCCCCGGAGAAGACCGCCGCUCCGCAGUCUGCUGGCUCCACAUUGAGGGCUGCUCCUCUAAACGGACCGAGAAACACUUCAAGACAGCGAGACAAAGCUGUAGCAUUGAUUUGUUUGUAGGGUGGUCAUGGCUGAUGUGAGUUCAAACGAGUCGUCCACCACGGACGUGGCGAAUAGGUUUGCUCGCAAAGGUGCUUUGAGGCAAAAAAACGUCCACGAGGUCAAGAACCACAAAUUCAUAGCCAGGUUCUUCAAGCAACCGACUUUCUGCAGCCACUGCACCGACUUCAUCUGGGGGUUCGGAAAACAAGGAUUCCAGUGCCAAGUUUGCUGUUUUGUGGUCCACAAGAGGUGCCAUGAAUUAGUCACAUUCUGCUGCCCAGGGGCAGAUAAGGGGCCUGACACAGACGAUCCCAGAACAAAGCACAAGUUUAAGAUCCAUACCUAUGGGAGUCCCACCUUCUGUGACCACUGUGGCUCUCUGCUGUAUGGCCUCAUCCACCAGGGCAUGAAGUGCGAGUCCUGCGAUAUGAAUGUCCAUAAUCAGUGUGUCAUGAACGUGCCCAGCAUGUGUGGAACCGAUCACACUGAAAGGAGGGGGCGUCUUUUCCUCAAGUGUGAGGUCACUGGCGACAAGCUGCAGGUCACAGUGGGUGAAGGCAAGAACCUGAUCCCCAUGGACCCCAAUGGCCUGUCUGAUCCGUAUGUCAAGCUCAAGCUCGUACCAGACCCCAAAAAUGAGACCAAGCAGAAGACCAAAACCAUCCGCUCCAACCUCAACCCAAAGUGGAAUGAGUCCUUUAAUUUCAAGCUGAAGGCUACGGAUAAAGACCGUAGACUGUCAGUGGAGGUGUGGGACUGGGAUCGGACCACCAGGAAUGACUUCAUGGGGGCACUUUCCUUCGGUGUAUCUGAGCUCAUUAAGGCUCCAGUCUGUGGCUGGUAUAAGUUAUUGUGCCAAGAGGAGGGGGAGUACUACAAUGUUCCCAUCUCCGAGGAGGAUGAUGGAAAUGAGGAACUCAGGCAGAAAUUUGAGAAAGCCAAGCUAGGCCCAGGUAAGAAGGUGAUCACCGAGACAGACAACAGCCAAUCCAGCCAGCUGCCUUACAACAGCCUGGACCAUGUCAAACUCAGCGACUUCUCCUUCCUGGCUGUGCUGGGGAAAGGGAGCUUCGGCAAGGUCAUGCUGGCAGAGAUGAAGGCCACUGAAGAGCUGUUUGCAAUUAAGAUCCUGAAGAAGGAUGUGGUGAUCCAAGACGAUGACGUGGAAUGUACCAUGGUGGAGAAGAGAGUCCUGGCCCAACAAGACAAGCCGCCCUUCCUCACACACCUCCACUCGUGCUUCCAGACUGUGGACCGUCUGUACUUUGUCAUGGAGUAUGUGAAUGGGGGAGACCUCAUGUACCAUAUCCAACAAGUGGGCAAGUUCAAGGAACCUCAGGCAGUGUUCUAUGCAGCAGAGAUCGCUGUUGGUCUCUUCUUCCUGCACAUUAAAGGAGUCAUCUACAGGGAUCUGAAGUUGGACAAUGUGAUGCUGGACUCCGAGGGACACAUUAAGAUCGCUGACUUUGGCAUGUGUAAAGAAAACAUGGUAGAAGGAGUGACCACACGCACCUUCUGCGGCACUCCAGACUACAUAGCCCCAGAGAUCAUUGCAUAUCAGCCAUAUGGACGCUCUGUAGACUGGUGGGCAUAUGGAGUUCUGCUUUACGAAAUGCUGGCAGGACAGCCUCCAUUUGAUGGUGAGGAUGAAGAUGAGUUGUUCCAGUCCAUUAUGGAGCACAACGUGUCCUACCCUAAGUCCAUGUCCAAAGAAGCUGUCUCCAUCUGCAAAGGGCUGAUGACCAAACACCCAUCCAAGCGUCUGGGCUGCAGCCCAGAGGGUGAGAGGGACAUCAGAGAACAUGCCUUCUUCAGACGCAUUGACUGGGAACGCCUUGCGAACAGAGAGAUACAGCCGCCCUUCAAGCCCAAAGUGUGUGGCAAAGGAGCAGAGAACUUUGACAAGUUCUUCACACGCACCCAGCCCCAGCUCACACCGCCAGAUGAGCUGGUUAUCGCUAACAUCGACCAGGCCGAGUUUGCAGGGUUCUCUUUCAUCAACACACAGUUUGUAAACCCGGCGGUCAGUAACAGCAUAUGAAAAGGAUUGGAAAACGUCCCUGAAGAACCUCACUGCCACUAACUUAAAGCAACCGCCAACCUAACAUCUGACAACAACUUGAUCAAGGCCUACUAUAGACCACUAUAAACCUUUAAGUAUUGGUUUUAUUUGUAAGCAGCAUUCAGGGCAUGCAUUUUUGUUCUGUGCAAUAUAUUUUACAGUAUAGAUUAGAUUGGAUUGGCUCUCUGCCAUCACAAUAAAUCAUUUUCUUUAGUCUAAUGAUAAGCAUGUACUGUAGACAAGAUGUCCUUUCUAUACUGCUGCAAUUUGUAUCGAUGGUAUACCAUAACUAGAAGACAUUUAGAGGAUGAAUGAAUGCAUGGCUAUAAAUGAUAUGAUAUGAGCAAGAGGAUAGUAAAGGAGCAUUCAGCUAGGAGAGCAUUUAAGGCAUGGAUUUUGGAAAAUGUUUUCAUGUUUUUACAAAUCUCAAUGGAUAAACAUUAUGGUCUAUAGAUCCACUUAAUUACUUGUUUCCAUAUGGAUAAUUAUCACAAUAUAGAUAUUAUGCGAUGACCUUAAAAACACUCACGUGAGGCAGUGUAGAUACUAUGGCCAGGUGGUGCAGGUGUUGAAACUUCACCUAUUGAUUCAAUGUUUCCUGUAUCAUGUUUACAAUUUUCUUCCCCUUUGACGUCAUGGUGAUGGUAUUAAAUUCUAUUUUAGUACAAUUUGAUACUAGCUAAUCUCAACUUCCUGUGUGUGUGUGUGUGUGUGUGUGUAGCAAAUCAACUAAAGAAUGAACAGUUGUGUAAUUAGAUAAUAUGCAGCCUGUAAAAAUGGAGAUAUAUGAGACACUUGGGUAUGAAAGGGUGUCAGGGUUUGUUCCAAUUUUUAGCUUUAAAACUUAACUGGUAUCACUCUAUUUCAUCUGCUCUUAAAAGUAAUAAUUCACACACCUAUUUACCUUAACUUGAGCUGUAGAUUGUAUAUUUCCCUUGUCACUAAUUUUUUUGGACACAAUGUGGACACAGUUAUCAGUUUAGUAUGUGGACAGUGGUAGUACAUUAUAUAUCUACCUACUUAGGAAAAUAGUCAGUGUUAGGGUUAACAACUGUCUCUGUCCCAUCCUAUGCCAAAAACUACAAAGCCUCUUAUUAGUCAUAAAUGUCUCAACAGAAACAGUAACAACAUUUUGAUAAACUGUUUUUUGUUUUUAGAAAAUUUCAUAUCAAUGUGUAUUAACCAUCCGAUGUUAUAUUGCAUACAUUAUUGUGCCCUCAAGUGUAGAUACAACACAUUUUGCAGAAGUUGCAAAUCAAUAGGAGCAUUUCUACUGACCAUGCUUAUUGUUCUGAGAAAGACAAAUACUUCAUUAGGAUUAUGUCAACACAAUUUUUAUUAGUUAAAUAUCACCUUUAUUUCAUCCCUUUUAAUUUAUUUAAUGUCUUUACACAUAGUUUUUUGUCCCUUCUUCCUUUGUGUCUUCUCAUACAGAUUAGAUCAGAUUGAUAUUUGAAAGUGUCUACUAUCAGUGCAUAACUCCUUUGUAAAUAAUCAUGAGUUAUUUAGAACACGUAAAGCAAGUUACAGUUUUUAUACCAAAACCUGAAUGUGCUUUUAUUACAUUAAUUAUGUACACCAAUAUUUGUAUGUCUAAUAACAUUUAAACAACUAGCAACUAACCCAGUACAGAUCAACUUUACAACAACUUUAACAGAGUCCAGAUUUAGCAAGUUGUAAAAUAUAUCUGGUCCACUUGUUUUGGCAGAUUUAUCAAAACUUUCAAUUUUCAUUUUUCCUCAUAUUCAAUGAUUUUGAUUGUAAAUUGUGAGUUGAUUGGAUGUGUUUCUGGCUAUUGACUGUCCCUUUGUAUCGGAAUGCAUUUGGUAGACAUUAUUCAUGCACGUGAUCCGCUAAAGGCUCUAUGCUACAAAGUAUAAAACCCUCUAAAAGUUACAGUACAACCUCAAACUGAUGCUCCACUAAAAACCUAACUUUAGUGGGAAGAGAUAGUAGUCUUGAAAGUUUUACUUGUUUCGUCCUUGAAGAAUAAUAGCCAUAGCUUUGAUUUAUGUUGAUUUCAAUGGAUUCCAAUAGUGACAGCUUUUCAGGAAGGUAAAGGAAAAGUAUAGGAGGGCUGGGUAUAGUUUAAAAAAAGAUGAUACCAUACCAAUACCAGUAUCCUUAAAGCUUAAGUGCUUAACUUUUUUAUAUUAAUGAACGUCCCAUACAUUCAAGCCACUGCCAAAUGAGUUUGAAAACUCUGUAUUUCUCAGUAUGUACAUAUACUAUGUUCAGGAGAUGGUGUCAGCCGGUGACUUUCACGUGCAGAAAAUCUAGUGAAGAUAAUUUCCUUGUCUGAAGAGUCCAUCAUGAUUUUUUUAAUCCUCCGUUUCCUCUUUAGCUACUAGCAACUGAGUGGAGGAGGGGUGGGGGUGGUGCACGAUCACAGAAGGCUUUUUAGAAUUCCUCAUGGGGGAGACAGAAAGUACACACUAUAGCUUUACAGUGAUACUGAUACCAAUAGAGUACUUCAUUUGAUACCCAUCAUGUAAAUAGAAGAAUUCAGUUGCUUGUGCAGGUACAGGUAUCGUUUGAGAGGAGACUAUUAAAUACAACACGGUACUAGGUUAUUUCUGUCAGUCUAAUUAAGGUAUUGAGAACUGAUACACAGCCCUAGUGGGACACAUAAAAGGUCAGACCAAUGGGAGGUGAGUGUUUUGAUGCUAAAAGGAUAGAUAGCAUAGUUCUAGAUUGGACAAACUUAAUGUGCUGAUCUUAGACUCUUUAAGAGAUGAUUGCAGGAUGUUGUAAUUAUACUGCCCACAAAUCACAAACCAAGUGAUUGAACACUAAAGUCCUAAUGCUCAGGCAGAGUUGUAAACUAUGUGUGAAAGAGUGGGGAAUAACAGUGAUUUUGCCAAAAGAAUGCAGAUUGCUAAAGACGAUAGAACAGACGUUUAUUACAGUAGAUUAACAAAUGCUAACUACUUUUCAAAAGACUUUCCUGAGACAUUGUCCCUGGUUCUUGAUCAGUGCUUUUUGGUUUAGAAGCUUGAUAUGUGUACAUUAUGGCCCCUGGAUCCUUUUGCCUUCACCUUUUCAGGGUGAUGUGGAACACUGAACCCAGAUCUGUGGAGAGUUGUGACUCAGACGCAUUGCUCGUUGUUAGACCAGUGGGACCACUCACUCUUGGUGUGUCAUAAAUGGGGUUUAUGUUAUAAUCUUAAUGUUGUGGUGUUGUCUGUUGUAAAAUGUUUGUUUCUUCUUUUUUUGUUGUCAGUUGCGGUCAGUGUUGUUAGUUUAAUUUCUCUAGCUUCUGCUCAGAAAUUCAGAAAUUUGUUUAUUUGUUUAAAAGGAUAUAUCACAUUAGAAAACUCAUGACAUAAAUAGGAACUAUUGAAACAUUUUUUUAGUAAUUUCUAUGUUUUUCUAAGAGUUAUGUUCUCCUCCAGUUUUUCCUAUAGUGUGUGACCUUUUGCAUGUGCCAAACCUGGAAAUUGCCAGAACCCAACAAUAGCAGCGUUGCACUAGCUAUAGUCACAUGGAUGAUUUUUUCUUUGUGGCAGCUUCUCCCUAUGUAGGCUAAGACCUGCCUAAAGCCACACCUGCUGUACACUCUCUUGGCCACAUAACAUAGCAUGCUGCCAUGAGUAUACCAGUGCACAUUGUGUUAGUAAACUUUACAAUGCCAGUCAGUUUAUUAAACGAUUCAUCAUACACAGUCCUAGAUUUCCCUGCCUGCCUAUCCUAUAGGCAGAAUUGUGUCUGAAAAACAUUUCAGCAUGUGGUGCAUUGAAUUUAACAUUCAGUGUGAAUAUCACAGAAGUGAGAGAAAAUGUUCCUUGUACAUACUCUGAGUUUACUCAGCAACAGUCUUGACCUUGUCUGAGCUUUACUUACACCUCUGAAUGUGCUAACUAAAGAUAUCCAUCCUUUUUAAUUGAAUCUCUGGUUACUUUAUCCCAAACUUCUUUCUCCUUGAAACAUGUAAUGUUUUCAAAAAGUCAGCGUAAGUGUGGGCAUGAACAAAAAAAAAUCUUACUCUCCCCUUGUGUGCCUUUCCCUACUUGAACAGAUAAAAUGUACACCUUCUUCUUAAUCUUCAUUUUCCUCGCUCUCAUCUAAACUCUCUACUCCAUGUUUACUUUUUACCUUGCUGCAUUUAAUCCAUUGUCAAAGUAAUUGAGUUAAUUCACUUUUUUUACGCCAUGUAAGUGUUUCAGCACAUCUUGCAAAUCUAUGUAUUUAUGUAUGUCUGUAUGUGAAUAAAAGGAAAAAAAAAAAAAAACUUUGCACACUCUGUUCACAUAAAUGAUUCAUGAGCCGAUUGGUUUACCAGAAUGUUCAGCCAUAACACUUGGCAACAACUUGAGUCAACCUAAUGUGUCUGCUUGCUUUACCUUUACCUCCCUGUGCCUAUUAAUGACUAAAUGAUGUAAUGAGUUGAUUAAUAUAUGUAUCGACAAUAUCAAAGGAUGAUCUUCGAGGAGUAAAGGAACAAUGGACUAUUAAUUUGGACAUUAAUCACCUAUUAAUGGGGUUUGGUUAAAUGAAUGAAAGGAUAGAUGAUAAUGGCUUGUUUGAGGAAUGACCCCUGUGCCUUGCCACAUUGAACCAUCCCUCCCUUGUCUCUUGUGAGCACUCUUUCACUCUACCUCUUUCUCCUUCCUCAAAGCCUAGGCCAAGUCAAUCCAUCAUCUUAUCGACAGCGUGUCCCUCCUUUCAUCCGUUUAGAUCCCAUCAGGUCAGGAAAGCAGUUGAUUUUUCUUGUGUUAUUCACUCAACACAGUUUGUAUCAGUUCCACCCUUUCCUCCUCUCGUUUGUUGCACCAUGGGAAAGGAGUUAGCCAAUUGUAUUGUUGUUUGCUUACUUUGUUUACAUUCUAUUUGAUAUCCUCAUCUUUUUGUUUUUACUUAAAUUGAUUAGGAUGGCCAGAUGAUAAUAAAGUUACUUCCUGUUGUACUAUAAAUUUUAAUAUAGAUUUUAUCUUAAAUGGGAAGUUUUAAGACAUACUGUAGGUCUCACAUGAUUUUUCCCCUCCAAAUUGGCAUUUCUGACAAUUCUUCUUUUAUUUAUCUGUUUAAAUUAGAGGAAUCUUGUGUAACUUCUUUUUUCUUUGGAGUUAGUCAUUACCCUCCACUGUGUCCUGUUUGCUGUGAAAGGAAAGAUUUGAGCUGAGCUGCCAUCUUUUUGGCUGUACAGAGUACAGGAUCAAUAAUGUGCAGGAAUGCCUUAUCCCUUAACCCAUACAGUAACAUGAUCUAUACAUGUUGGUGUCCUCUCUUUGUUCACUUAUUAUCUCAGUACCCCUGUCCUUGUACAUAAAUGACUUACAGUAUAUAUCUAGACUGUAAAAGAAGAAUAUAUUGUAUUUUGCAAAUGGUGUAUGUCUGUUUUUUUCCAAUGUCCGCCUGAAACCUUUAAAAAGAGUCUGAGCAACUUACCUUGUAACUGAUUGUUAUUUGUACCUAAUGUAUGAUAAUGCAAAUAAAAAAGGAACAU
Messenger RNA from Etheostoma spectabile (orangethroat darter), 7690 nucleotides. RefSeq names its product protein kinase C, alpha, a (gene prkcaa). The coding region runs from base 208 to 2223 and encodes 671 amino acids. Lineage: Eukaryota; Metazoa; Chordata; Actinopteri; Perciformes; Percidae. The record is from RefSeq and is a predicted model, not a curated record. Gene Ontology annotation, molecular function: diacylglycerol-dependent serine/threonine kinase activity; zinc ion binding; ATP binding. Gene Ontology annotation, biological process: protein phosphorylation. The transcript has 17 exons.